Messenger RNA from Glycine soja, 1211 nucleotides. RefSeq lists its product as uncharacterized. The transcript has a single exon. The coding region runs from base 316 to 957 and encodes 213 amino acids. The record is from RefSeq and is a predicted model, not a curated record. Gene Ontology annotation, cellular component: plasma membrane. Gene Ontology annotation, molecular function: kinase inhibitor activity. Lineage: Eukaryota; Viridiplantae; Streptophyta; Magnoliopsida; Fabales; Fabaceae.
GUUUGUGACACAUAUCUUACAUAGGCUAGCUAGCUAACAACAUCAUUGCAACACCACCAUGCAAUAUUAUUCCUCAAACUUUGUUAACUUAUGUCUUAGUUGGCAUCCCAUGGUUCACAUUAUUUAUAAUUACACCACCCCAAAGCUAGCUCCCUCAAUUUGAAGCCAACAAAGACCUUGAUUCGCUCCCCAUGCCCCACAUCCAAAGCCCCAUGCCAUAACCAAUCUUCUAACAUCAGCAUCACACACACAUACACACAUAUAAACCCUAAUCUUCUUUCUUAUGAAAACCUACCAUCCUCCCACUCUUCCAUCAUGGACAACAACAUCACACACCACAAGAAGCCCUCCUCCGGGGACUCCUUCUCCUUCCCUAGCACCCCCACCCUGGACUCGGCCGACUUCGAGUUCGGGUCCCUCACGCCGGACUCGCCCUCCACCGAGCCCUUCGCGGCCUCCCCGGCCGACCACCUCUUCCUCAACGGCCGCCUCCAGCCCCACUACUUCCCUAUUACCAGCCGCAACAGCAGCAACAGAGACUCCCUUUUCUCGUCGCGAAGCAACAGCACCAACAGCAGCUGCAGCAGCGCCAGGACAAGCUCCAGCGACAGCUCCGAGCGAAAAGCCUUCCACAACAAGCUCAAGGGUGGUGGCUCACUUAGGGCAAAGACUCAGUCCCAUCAUCAGGCAUAUUGUUCCCAGAGGUGGCAGUAUAUAACUCCGGUGCCAGCCGCAUUGAGCCGCGACGGCUCUGUGAGAAGAAGGGGGGACACAAACCAAGGGAAGAAGAAGAAGGACAAAGGAACCAAAAGGAACAACAACAACAAUGAUAACAAUAACAAAAAUAAGGGGGUGAGGUUGGGUUUUGGGAGAAGGAUUUUGCGGUGGUUUGUGAUGGCUUGCAGAGAAUGCCAUGCCAUGGAACCAUCGUCCAAGGGUCGUAGUAAAGAGAUGUGAUUUGAUCGAUGUUGUGGCAAGGAAAUGUGAAUAGUUUAGCUUAUGAAACCUUUUGUUUUUAACGUAUAUGGAGUUUGGGAAGAUAUAUAUAGUAUAUAAGUGAUCUAUGUUAGGCUUUGUGCAUGUGUUGCCACAUGAAAGUGUUUAUUUCACUUGUCGAUGCAAAAAUCGACGGACUUGGUUUUGGAUCUCCGAGUAUUUGUGACCAAAAGAGGUGUUUGAAUUUGACCAUUGAAGAAAUUUUUGCCUUGGAU